Symbiodinium sp. CCMP2592 is the source of this 960-nucleotide messenger RNA. NCBI's taxonomy places the organism in Eukaryota, Dinophyceae, Suessiales, Symbiodiniaceae. The record is from the annotation of a GenBank genome assembly.
AUGAAGUCGUCACGGCGAGAGGCGACGGGCAAAUGCUUAAUUCCAGCUGGCCACUCCCGGCGCGCGCUGGCACUCCUGCGGCGGAAAAGGUGCCUCAGGCCGCACAAUCGGCAGCUGCAGCGAUGCGAGAUGCGGCCUCCUCGGAAGCUUCUACAAGCUGGUGCCGCGAGCUCCGACAAGGGCAUCGCCGGCGCGGCGGCCCUGAACGGGGUGGGGGCCGAGAAGGGGCCUAAAGGGCCGCCCCAGGGAUCCUAUCUCUGGUAUUGCCGCCCGUGUUGGGAUGAUUGGCUCGUUCGCUACAAGCAGUGGUUUGCGGCGGAAGACGACGAGGAGUGGCUGGCCAAUGCUGAAUCGUCUGAGGUGUCUACCAGCUCGAGCUCGUUCGGAGGCUCGAAAGCUUCGAGACCGCGCAGCUUGACUUCGACAGGUGAGGACCUGCUGCACUUUGACUUCAUUGAGGUCGGUACGUGCAAUUACCACACCUUCACUCAGUUUGUCGGUGGCCAUCCGGACGGCAAGCCAAGCGCUUAUAGGUACCUCCCAUACAGCGAUGAUCCUCGUCAACUUCGCGGGCUGGCGGUGGACAUGAAAAGCAGGUAUCUGGACCAGCUGCCGGAUCUGCCGAAUGUGCAGAAGGUACGAGCAGCUCUCACAGAGCAUGAAGAAGUUCUGCAAAUGUACCACGUGCGUGUCAAGGACAUCGAGCACUGGGAACGCGUUUUUGCGACACAAGGCGCUCCGGACUCGCUGAUCGACAACAGCCCGGGCCAUUCAGGCCAGUCAGAGGCUGAGGGGCCUGCGACCGACGUGGCGCCACCCCCGCCACCUUUCGAUUCAUGGGGUCGGGCAUUCAAUGGCGUCAUGGCUGGACAGCGGAGGAGAAGAGGUACUGGUGCGCCACUGGAGACCGUACUCGGAACCAUCCGCUGCGCAGUGUUCGGCUGUAACUGCGACGACUGA